AUGGAAAUAGAAAAAACUCGCCUUAUAAAUUACUUUUUAGAAAUAUGCCCUACUGUUUUAGAUUGUUCUAGAACAGAAUUACAAUCAAUUUUAGCAAAAAAAGAAGAAGACAAAAUAAGAAGAUUUAUUGUAGAUAAAAAUAUAAAUUUGAUUGUUAUAGGAAAAGAAACAAAGGAAGUAAUAGAAAAUGAAGGAAUUGAUAAAAAUUCAAAAUUAGAAAAUGAACAAGGAGAAAAAAAAUUAAACUUGGAUAAAGAGCCAAGUAAUUUCUUAUUUGUAGAAUUAAGCAUAAAUUAUAAAUGUGUUACUAAAAGUGUAGCUAUUGCAUUUAUGAAAAGAAAUAAAGAAAAAUUUUCAACAUUAAAUGAAGAAUUGAAUAAAGGUAAUAAAAUAAAUUUUUCCCAUGAAUUAUUGAUGUUUGUCUGUGGACAAAAUGAUUGUAAUACUCCCUUAGAUUUAGUAUAUUUGUAUUUAUCUCAGGGUUUUAACACAAUAUUUGAUGCGGCUUCAAAUACUGCAAAUCACGUUUUUUCUAGUGACUUUCCUCAAAUUGGUUAUUCAAGAAAAGACGCAGAUGCAAUAGUCGGAACAAAUAAGGCUACUGGCUAUGAAGGAGAAAACAAGAUAUCUAAUAUUUUAAUGGCUAAUGUAUCAAAAAAAUUGAAUGAAUUACUAAUAUCUAUGAAAAAUGCACAAAUUGAUCUAAAUAUUCCCAUAAUAAAUUUAAGUGUUGAUAAAAGGAUAAAAAAAAUAGUAAGCGAAAAUCCCAAUAUAGAUGAAAUUAAGCCAGAGAUAUUAAAAGGAUUAUGCGAAUCUCAAGAAUUUUUGAACCAAUUGCAAAAGGAUGUAACAAAAUGGGUUGAAGAAAUACAAAAGCUAACAAGAUUAAAUGGAGAUUUUAAAAGUGGAAGCGCUUUGGCUGAAAUAAAUUUUUGGAUAGGCUACGAAAAUGCUUUAUCUCAUCUUGAAAAUCAAUUAAAAAAUCCUGAAGUUCUUCUAACAUUACAAAUAUUAAAAAAUGCGAAAAGAUAUUUUGCAACAAUGUCUUUUGAUAGUGAUAUACAGCUAAAACAAUCGAAAGAAUAUGUUUUAAAUGUUAACAUAUUAAUGAAAGAUUUUCCUAUAAAUGAUCUUCUAAGCGCAACAAGUGUUCAACAAAUUAUUCAAGCUAUAAGAAAUAUCUUUAAUCAUUUAAAAAAAUUAAAAAACACAACAAAAUAUCCGCUAUCUAGAUCCUAUACUUUUGUUGAAGCAUUGUCUAGAGACUUAGCUAAUACUAUGAGAAAGGUAUUAUCACCUCAGCCUUUGCUAGCCAUGGAUUACCAAGAAUUUGAGGUUCUCAUUUCAGGAUGCAUGGAAGCAUUUCGUGUAUGGAAUGAAGAAAUGAGAAUAUUCAAAGAUAUGGUAAGAGAAUUAAUAAAAAAGAGAAGUUUUAAUGAAAGAGCCCCUGCAAAGAUGGUGUUUGAGCAUAGUUAUCUUCAAGAAAGAUUAGAUGAAAUAAGAAAAUUCAGAAAGCAGCAUCAAAAGUUUAAAAGUGUUAUAACAAAAGUAUUUGGAAAUGAUAGAAUUAUAGGAAUAAAUUUAAAUAAGGAUAUAAAUUUAGCUUAUAGUAUAUUUUUAUCAUUAGAUGCUCUUGAUUUAUCUAAAACAGGAGAAGGCUUAUGGGAAAAAGCGAAAAUGUCUUAUGAAUCAAAAAUUAAUAGGGUAGAAUCGCAAAUUACAUUUAAACUAAGGGAUCAAUUAGGAGGAGCAAAAACAUCUUCGGAAAUGUUUAAUGCAUUUUCUAAAUUUAAUCCUCUGUUCUUUAGGCCUAAAAUUAGUGGAGCUAUUCAGGAAUAUCAAAAUACAUUGAUACAAAUUGUUGUGGAUGAUUUAAGAAAAUUACAAAUGAUAUACAUCAAUGGCUAUGUGAAAAGUGAUUCAGAAAAGGUGUCUACUAUACGUGAUAUUCCUUUAGUAGCUGGAUCCAUAAUAUGGGCUAAACAAAUUGAAAGAAAAUUAGAAAAUUCCUUAAAAAGAAUCGAAAAUAUUUUAGGAAGGGGAUGGGAGCAACACUCUGAAGGUAAAAACCUACGCCAAAAUAUUGAUAACUUUAAAAAUUUAUUGUCACAGAAUAAAACUUUUGAAAAAUGGCUAAAAAAUAUUAAGAAUGAGGAUAAAUUUGAUAUGUACGAAAAAAUUAUAAAAAUAAGAAAGCUUGGUGCAAAGAAUUAUGAAAUUUUAGCAAAUUAUGAUCCUGAAUUUUUUAAUUUAUUUAAGGAAGUUCGAUAUUUGCAGUCCAUUAAUUUAAGAGUCCCUUAUUCUAUAAAGGUAAAAUCAGAUGAAACAAAGUUAAUAUAUCCAUAUGCAUUAACUCUACAAAAAACAUUUAGAACCUAUAUGAAAAUUUGUCUUUUUAUGGAAAAUGAGGCAAAGUCAGUACCUUUUAAUUCUACUAUAAGUAAAUUAGUAGCAUCUAUACAUAGUGACGUACAAAAUAAGAUAAAAGAAGGAAUAAAUUUACAUUGGGAUUCAGAUAUAUUAGAAACAUAUGUAAGAAAAUUAUCAGAGAUAAUAAAUACUUUUGAGUUCAUGGUUGAUGAAGCAGCCAAUAAAAAUUAUUUUGUUUUAGAUAUUCUUGAGAAAUUAAAAACAUGUGAAAUAACAAAUGAUGGUAAAGAAAUUAGGAGACUUAUAGAAUGCAUUCAAGAAAAAGCAGAUGAAUUGUAUCUGGAGCAUUAUAAAAAUGUUCACAUCUGGAUUGACGAACUUAACAUACUUUUAAAUAAAAUUUUAGCAAAAAGACUUGAAGAAAUUAUAAAAUCAUGGACCAAUGAAUUUAUAAACUGGCCUAUUAAUGGAAAGAAAUUUAUAGAAAAAGAAACUAUUUAUGAAUUUAAAAUCAAAAAUCAAAAAUUUAAUCUAUAUCCUUCUAUUGAUUCUAUAAGACAAAUAUGGUAUUACAAGUUAUCCGAGGCUAUAAAUAUAAUUUGUGGAAUAACAAGAGUUAAAAGUAUAUUUCAAAAGAAAGAUAAAACAAAAGAAAUUAUACAAAUAAAAAUUGAAGAUGGGAGAAAUAUUAUUAAUGAUGUUAUAUUAGACAAUACCUACAGGCAUAUCAUAUAUUUUAUAGAUAAAAAAAUAUAUGAUAAUGCAGUAAGAGCUAUUAAUGAUACUGUAGAAAAAGCAAGUAAAUACGAAUCUAUAUGGUUGCAAUAUAAAUCCUUAUGGAAAAUUGAAAUUGAUGAUAUUAUAACAAGUUUUGGUGAAGAUAUACAAACAUGGAAGAAUUUUAUGAAUGAAAUUAAGCAAACAGAAACUACAUUUGACACUUUAGACACUGAAAAAUAUUUUGGCCCAAUUGUCAUAGAUUAUAGAAUACUUCAAUCAAAAGUUAGUUCUAAAUUUGAAAUUUGGCAAAAGGAAAUUGUUUCUGAAUUUUCUAAAAAGUUAUUAGAAAAAUCAUUACACCUAAAGGAAGAAAUUGAAAAUGCUUUGAACGAUUUAAAUCUGCAAGCAACAUUAACAAAUGAAUCUGAAAUAACAGCUAUUCACCUUUUAUCUAUGACUCCAAAAGAUAUUAUUGGAAUAAUAAAUUCCUAUGAUAUGGAUGUAUUAUCCAAAACAUGCAACAGUAUAUAUAAUUUCAUGAAAAAAAUAAAUGAAAUAGAUGCAAAAGAAUCAGAAUGGGAAAAUAAAUGCGAUAUAUUAAAACAAAGUGAAGUUUUACUAGAAAAACAAAGGUAUGUUUUUCCAAGCAACUGGUUAUAUAUUGAUAAUAUAAUAGGAAAAUUAGAAACAGUUAAACAAAUUUUAAGCUAUCAAAUAAAAUUAGUAAAAGAUUAUUUUCCUUAUCUACAAAGUCUUAUUUUAGAAUUUGAUGCUAAAGUACAAAAUAACAUAAAAUUGUUAUUUGAAGAAUGGAGUAAAAGUAAACCUUCUCAUGGAAAUGCUAAUAGCACAAAAGCUUUGCAAAUAAUAAAUACCUUUGAAAGUAAAAUUGGUAUUAUUAAUAAACAAUAUGAAAUAUCAGAAAAAACAAAAAUUUUAAUGAAAAUAUCUAAUGAUGAAUCUGAAGUUUCAUUUCAUGUUUCUCCAGAUGUUUUAAAAGAAGAAAUUAUUUGUGUUAAGGGCAUAUGGGAUGAAUUAAAAAUUAUUUAUUCUAGUAUAUCUGAUAUGAAAAAAACAUUAUGGUCCAAUGUAGAACCAAAAAAUAUUAAAAAUACCUUAAACAAUCUACUAGAUUCCAUUAAAAAAAUACCAGCUAAAUAUCGCCAAUAUGAAAUAUUUGAUAAUGUUCAAAGUGAAAUACAACAAUAUUUAAAAACAUAUUUUUUGUUAGUAGAGUUGAAAUCAGAAUCUUUAAAAGAAAGGCAUUGGAGAUCAAUACUACAGAAAUUUCAAAUUAAAAUAUACUAUAAUAAAUUGACCUUAGGAGAUUUAUGGUCUCUUAAUUUAAAUGCUCAUGAAAAUAUCUUAAGAGAAAUAUUAAAUCAAUCCCAAGGAGAAAUGGCACUAGAAGAAUUUUUAAGAGGAUUGAAAGAUACUUGGAAUGAAUACGAACUAGAAUUAGUUCAAUAUCAAAAUAAAUGUAAAUUAAUAAAAGGUUGGAAUGAUAUUUUUUCUACUAUUGACGACCAUCUGAAUGCUUUACAGUCAAUGAAAAUAUCUUCUUAUGUAAAAAUAUUUGAAGAAGAAACAUUGACGUGGGAUGAUAAAUUAAAUAGGUUACGUAAUUUAUUAGAUGUAUGGAUGAAUGUACAAAGAAAAUGGGUAUACCUUGAAGGGGUAUUAAAAGGUUCUUCAGAUAUAAAAUCCUUAUUGCCUCAAGAAUAUAAUAGAUUCAAAAUAAUUGACAAAGAUUAUAUUAAUAUUAUGAAGAAAACAUCAGAAAAGCCUAAAUUAUUGGAACUUUUUCAAAUAGAUGGAUUCCAAAAACAGUUAGAUCGCUUAUCUGAUUCAUUAUCAAAAAUCCAGAAAGCUCUUGGUGAAUAUUUAGAAAAACAAAGAAGCCAAUUUCCAAGAUUUUAUUUUGUUGGAGAUGAAGAUUUAUUAGAAAUGAUUGGUAAUUCUAAAGAUGCUAAAGUAAUACAAAGAAAUGUGAACAAAAUGUUUGCAGGAAUCAAUUCAUUUAUAAUAAAAGAAAAUACAAAUGAUAUAAUAUUAGGAAUGUCUUCAAGAGAAGGAGAAGAAGUAUAUUUUAAAGAACCAAUCAAUAUAAGUUCCUUUAAAACUUUAAAGGAAUGGUUAAUAACUUUAGAAGCAUAUAUGAAAAUUACAUUGCAAAAUUAUUUAGAUCAAGCAAUGAAGGAAAUUUUUGAAAUGAAUAUGGAGGAAUGCACUGAAAUUGGAAAUGAUAAUAUUUUGGAAUGGUUAAUAAAAUAUCCAAAUCAAAUAGUUUUAUUAUGUUUACAAAUAUUAUGGACAUCAAAUAUUGAAAACGAAAUAGAGAAUUCUUCCAUAGAAAAUUUUAAUCAAAACCUACUUUCAAAUAGUGAAAAAAUUUGUAUAAGUCUUUUAGAAUUUUUAGCUGUAAAUGUCGUUAAGCAGAGAGAUCACAGAACAAGGCAGAAAAUUGUUCAAAUGAUUACAGAGCUAGUGCAUCAAAGAGAUGUAAUACGUAUAUUAAUAGAAAGAAAUGUUAGAAAUAUUAAUGAUUUUUCCUGGUUGCAAUUUAUGAGAUUUUAUUGGGAUCCUAAAAAAACAGAUAGUGAUGUUAAUUUGAUUAUAAAAAUGGCCGAUGCAACUUUUGAAUAUGGAUAUGAGUAUUUAGGUAUGUGCGAAAAGUUAGUACAAACUCAAUUAACAGAUGCUUGUUUUCUCACGUUAACACAAGCAUUAAAGAUGAAAUUAGGUGGUAAUCCUUUUGGACCUGCAGGAACAGGUAAAACUGAGAGUGUUAAGGCUUUAGGUGCACAAUUAGGAAGAUAUGUACUAGUUUUUAAUUGUGAUGAGUCAUUUGAUUUUACUGCUAUGGGUAGAAUAUUUGUUGGUUUGUGCCAAGUUGGUGCUUGGGGAUGUUUUGAUGAGUUUAAUAGAUUAGAAGAGAGGAUUUUAUCUGCUGUAUCCGAGCAAAUCUUAGCAAUUCAAACAAGUUUGGCUCAAAGAAAAAAUGAAAUUGAACUUUUAAAUAAAAAAAUAGAAUUAAAUAAAAAUGUGGGUAUAUUUGUAACUAUGAAUCCAGGAUAUGCUGGAAGGUCUAAUUUACCUGAUAACCUAAAACAAUUAUUUAGAAGUUUUGCUAUGAUAGAACCAAAUAAGCAAUUAAUUGUUCAAGUAACUUUAUUUUCUCAGGGUUUUAUUAGUGCUGAGCAAUUAUCAAGUAAAAUUGUAUCUUUAUUUGAUUUAUGCUCUGAGCAGUUAUCUAAACAACCUCAUUAUGAUUUUGGAUUGAGAUCCUUAAAGAGUGUUUUGAAUUCAGCUGGUAAUUUAAAAAGACUAGCAUUAUUAGAAAGUGCAAAUAAAACUAGUGAAAACAAUAAUGAUAAUAAUAACAAUGAUAAAAAAUUGAGUAAUUCUAUUGAAAGCACGAUUGCAAUGGAACAAACUUUAUUAUUGAAAUCUGUAUGUGACACAGUCUAUCCAAAAUUAGUUUCUAGUGAUAUACUCUUAAUAAAAAAUUUACUAACAGGUGUGUUUCCUAAUGCCAAUAUAACAGCAUUUGAAGAGAAGGCCUUAAUUAAUGAGAUAUAUCGUAUGUGUAAAUUAAGAUAUUACACACCUGAAGAAAAAUGGAUUACUAAGAUUUGUCAAAUUUAUCAAAUAAUGAAGCUACAACACGGGGUAAUGUUGGUUGGUGAUGUAGGAACAGGGAAAAGUAGUGCAUGGAAAAUACUUCUGGAUUCAUUAGAAGCAUUAGAUAACAUCAAAGGAUUAAGUUAUGUUAUUGAUGCAAAAUCUUUAGAUAAAGAAGAAAUAUAUGGAAGAUUAGAUAACAUUAAUUUAGAAUGGACAGAUGGUGUUUUUACAGCUAUUUUGAGAAAAAUUCUUUACAACUCUACACAAUCAGGGAAUUCACCCAAGAGACACUGGAUUGUUUUUGAUGGAGAUGUAGAUCCAGAAUGGGCAGAAAACUUAAAUAGUGUUCUAGAUGAUAACAAAUUAUUAACUUUACCAAAUGGAGAACGUUUACCUAUACCUGAAAGUGUUAGAAUAUUGUUUGAAGUAGAUACUUUAAAGCAUGCAACUUUGGCUACCGUUAGUAGAUGUGGAAUGAUAUGGUUUUCUAGAGAUGUUCUAUCUCCUACAGUACUUUUCAGACACAGAUUGCAUAAACUAAAAUAUGGUGAUAAUGAUUAUCCCCUUAAAAUGGAUAAUUUCAAGGCUUUUAUUAUGAAUAACAAUGAAAAUAUAGGGAAUGAAAGUACGCGCAUGAAUGAUUCAACAGUCCCCGAAAAUUCUAAAAGCUUCGAAAAUAGUAGUGAAGAUAAAACAAAAGAAAAUCUCAUGGAUAAUCUAAGAAUAAAUUCUAGAAUUUUCUUUGACGAAAAUGAAGAAGACUUAAACUCAUAUAAAGUAAAAACUAUUGCAUAUAGAGCUAUUGAUCUUAUUAGUGAUUACUUUGAAGAAAAUGAAUUUGUUCAUCAAUGCCUUCUUGGUGCGAAAAAAUUUGAGCAUGUAAUGGACUAUGAAUAUAUAAGGGUUAUUGAGAGCACGUGUUCAUUAUUACAAAAAGGAAUUGAUAAUUUAGUUCAUAAAAAUGAAAAAUUAAACGACACUCUAACGGAUGGUGAAAUAGAAAAAUACAUGUCAAAAUGGCUAGUUGUUAGCAUAUUAUGGGGAAUAGGUGGUUCUUUAAAUCUUGAAUCAAGAGAAAAAUUUUCACAUUUUGUUCAAUCAAUUUGCUCUAUACCUUUACCUCCUGAUUUAUUGUCUAACGAUGAUAUGUUUGAUAUGGAUUCUUCAAAGAUAUUCAAAACGUUGUUAGAUUACGAACCUAAUAUUGAAGAUGGAGAAUGGCAUAGUUGGAAAGAACGUGUGGAAAUAAUUGAUGUAGACAGAACAGAAAUAUCUGAUGCAACCCUUGUUAUUGAAACAAUGGAUACAAUAAGACAUGCAACUGUUUUAGAAGGGUGGUUAAAUUUAAAAAAGCCAUUCAUUUUAUGUGGACCACCAGGAUCUGGAAAAACUAUGACAUUAACUUCAGUGUUAAAAAAAUCAUCUGAAUUUGACAUAGCAGCAUUAAAUUUCUCUUCAGGAUCAUUACCUAAUUUAUUGUUGCAAACAUUUGAUCAUUAUUGUGAAUAUGUUAAAACAACAAGUGAGUUAGUUUUACGACCUUCGCAACCAGGAAAAUGGUUAAUUGUAUUUGCUGACGAAAUUAAUUUACCUACUCCAGAUAAAUAUGGCACACAAAGAAUUAUUAUGUUUAUGAGACAAUUAUACGAAUCCCAAGGAUUCUGGAAAUAUGAAGCUAGUAAUAAUCAAUGGAAUUGGGUUAAAAUAGAAAGGAUAACUUUUGCUGGAGCUUGUAAUCCUCCAACUGAUGCAGGUAGAAAUCCUUUAAGCAAUCGCUUUUUAAGACAUACACCAGUGCUAUAUGUAGAUUUUCCGGGGUAUGAAUCUUUAAAGCAAAUAUAUGGAACAUUUAAUAGAGCUAUUCUUCGUAAAUUUCCUGAAUCAUCACAUAUGGCCAAUAAUUUAACUCUUGCUAUGGUUGACUUUUAUACUAAAUUUUCCGAAACCUUUACAAUUGAUAUGCAACCUCAUUAUAUUUAUAGCCCUAGGGAAUUGACCAGAUGGAAAUUGUCAUUGUAUGAAACUUUAGAAUAUUAUAAUGAAUUAUCAAAAAGGGACUUAAUAAGAUUGUGUAUUUGUGAAGGAUUACGAAUAUUUCAAGAUAGACUUAUUUAUAAAAAAGAAAAAAAGCAAACAGAUAAAAUGAUCAAUGAUAUAUUUAAAUACAGUUUUCCUGAUAUUACAGAUAAUGAUUUACAGAGACCAAUUUUAUUUAGUUGCUAUAUGCAAAAUCAGUAUACGGAAAUAGAUAAAAAAAAUUUAAAAGAAUUAAUACAAGGAAAAUUAAAAAUUUUUAAUGAAGAAGAAAUAAAUGUUCAAUUAGUUCUGUUUGAUGAAGUUUUAGAUCAUAUUACAAGAAUUGAUAGAGUUUUAAGAUUACCAUUGGGGCAUUUACUAUUAGUUGGAGCAUCUGGAGCAGGAAAAACUAUAUUAUCAAGAUUUGUUUCGUGGAUAAAUGGGUUAUCCGUUUUUCAAAUUCGUGCAGGAAGAAACUAUUCUACAGAAUCUUUUGAAGCAGAUUUGAGGCAUAUUAUGAAACGAGCUGGAAUUAAAGAGGAGAAAAUAACAUUUAUAUUUGAUGAAUCAAAUGUUUUAGGUCCUGCAUUUUUAGAAAGAAUGAAUGCUUUAUUAGCAAGCGGAGAAGUUCCCGGUUUAUUUGAGGGAGAUAAUUAUAUGGCUUUAAUAAAUGAAUGCAAAGCUGCUUAUGGAUCAAAAGUAGGAUUAGAUGAAUCAGAUAUAUUCAAAAAAUUUACAAAGCAAGUUCAGCAAAAUUUGCAUAUUGUUUUUACUAUGAAUCCCGCAAAUCCAGAUUUUUCAAAUAGACAAGCUACAUCCCCUGCUUUAUUCAAUAGGUGUGUUAUAGACUGGUUUGGUGAUUGGCCAUACAGCGCUUUAUUGCAAGUUGCUAGUGAGUUUAUUUUAAAUCUUGAUUUGCCAGAUAAAGCUUUUUAUAUGGAAUAUAUAGAGGAUGUUCAUAUAAAAGGAAAAAUACAAUAUAAGGAUAAUAAAUCUUAUUUUUUAUCAAAAGCUAUAGUCGAAAUUCAUAAUUCUGUUGGAAAAAUUAAUAAUAUUCUUAUGAAAAAGGGAAACAAAUACAAUUAUAUGACACCAAGAGAUUUUCUUGAUUUUAUUAAACAUUUUUUGAAAAUAAUAGAUGAAAAAAAGGAAGAAGUUACUGAUCAGAAAAAGCACUUGAAUUCUGGUUUAAAUAAAUUAAAAGAUACAGAAGUGCAGGUUGCUGAAUUAAGAAAUUCUUUGGCUAUCAAACAAAAAACUCUUUCUGAAAAAGAUUUUGAAGCAGAAGAAAAAAUGAAGUUAAUGAUAGAACAACAAGCAGAGACAGAAGACAAAAAAAAAAAAGCUGAGAUACUAGCAAAAAAAUUAGAUGAGCAAUUUAUAAUAAUUGAACAAAGAAAAGAGGUAGUAAGAAAGGAAUUAAGUGAAGUAGAGCCCAAAUUUAGAGAAGCAGAAGAAGCUGUUAAAAAUAUUCCAAAGAAAAAUUUUGACGAAUUAAGAGCUAUGGCAAAUCCUCCAAUUUUAGUAAGAAAUGCUAUAGAAGCUGUUGCUAUAUUAAUUAUAAAUGAAGGUGACAAAAGUGUUACAUGGGAAGAUGCUAGAAAAAUUAUGAAAGGUCAAGAUUUUAUAAAUAAAGUUUUAUAUUUAGAUAAAAAAACCGUAAAACCUCAAACGAGUGCACAAAUUAAAAAAAGAAUAAGUAAUAGUGAUUGGGAUGUUGAAAGAAUAAAUAAAGCAUCAAGAGCAGCUGGGCCAUUAGCUAAAUGGGUUGAAUCUGUUAUUACAUUCUUAAAUAUUUUAGAAACAGUGCAACCAUUAGAAAAUGAAAUUGAGAAAUUGCAAGAAGAAACAAGAGUUGCAGAAGACCAAUAUAUUGAGCAAAAGGAAAUAAUUGCGGAGUUAGAAAAGAAAUUAUUACAAUACAAAAAUGAUUAUGCUCAACUAAUUAGUCAAGUACAAAGUAUAAAACAAGAAAUGGAAAAAGUAGAAAAUAAAAUAAAAAGAUCUAUUAACUUAAUUGAAAAUCUAAAAUCAGAAAAAGAAAGAUGGUCAGAAACAUUUAUUAAUUUAGAAGAAGCCUCAGAAACGUUUAUUGGGGAUUGUCUAAUAGCAGCAGCAUUUUGCGCUUAUAUAGGUUUUUUUGAACAUUAUGAAAGACAAAAAUUGAAAAAAACAUGGGGAGAAAUUAUAAAAUUGCAUCAUAUAAAACAUAGAUAUGAUUUGUCAUUUAUUGAAUUUUUAUCGAGACCAUCAGAAAGAUUGCAAUGGAUAGCACAUCAAUUACCAAGUGACGAUUUAUCAAUGGAAAAUGCUAUUAUUAUAAAUCGUUAUAUAAGGUACCCAAUGAUUAUUGAUCCAUCAGAUCAAGCUACCAAUUUUUUGCUUAAUCAAUAUGCAGACAAAAAAAUAUUAAAGACAUCUUUUUCUGAUAAAAACUUUAUAAAAAAUUUAGAAAGCGCUUUGAGAUUUGGUUCUACAUUAUUAGUUUAUGAUGUGGAAAAAAUUGAUGCUAUUUUAAAUUCAGUUUUAAAUAAAGAAACCCACAAACAAGGAGGUAGGUUAUUAAUUACUAUAGGAGAUUCAGAAAUAGACUUUUCUCCUUCAUUUAAUUUAUUUUUAACAUCAAGAGAUGCUCAUUUUCAAUUUACCCCUGAUCUAUGUAGUCGAGUGACAUUUGUAAAUUUCACCUUAACUCCGUCUUCUCUUCAAAAUCAAUGUCUAAAUAUGAUACUAAAAAAUGAACGUCCUGAUAUAGAUAAAAAAAGAUGUGAUUUGUUAAAAUUACAAGGUGAAUAUAAAGUAAAAAUAAGAGAGUUAGAAGAAUCAUUAUUAUUAGAAUUGUCUAACGUUAAAGGGAAUAUUUUGGAUGAUGAUAAUGUUAUAACUACUAUGGAAAAAUUAAAAGUGCAAGCUGCUGAAGCAUCUAAAGAGGUAAGCAUAGCAGAAGAGGUUAUGGCAGAAAUUGAAAAUGUCAGUAAUCAAUAUUUAGCAUUAGCCCAAGGAUCUGCUAGAAUUUAUUUUGUCUUGCAACAUUUAUGUAAUAUUAAUUUCCUGUAUCAAUAUGACUUAAAUUUUUUUUUUAAUAUAAUGAAGGAUAUGCUAAAUAACAAAAAUUUAUUAUCAAAGGUAAAAAAAAAUGAUUAUAAAGAAAGACUAAAAAUUUUAGAGAAUUUACUGUUUUCUUUGACAUAUGAUCGCGUUGCUAGAGGUUUGUUACAAGAGGAUAGAUAUGUUUUGGGACUUCAGUUGUGUUUUAUAAAAAGUAUAAUAGAUCCCAAUAUAAAUAUAGAUCAAAACCAUCUCCACUCUUUAUUAAAAGAUCAUUAUUCUAAUCACCAAAUAGACGAUGUAAAAGAGAAAAAAAUUGAAAGGAGCUUGUUACCAGAAUAUAGUGAUGAGAAAAUAAAUAUUUUAAAUAAUUUAAUAAAACACAAGUCAUUUUACAAUUUAAAAAAAUGCAUUGAAAAUAGUAAAGAUAAAUGGAUAAAUUUAUUGCAUUCCACUGAGCCAGAGAAUUUAAUUUCAUCCAUUAUUAAUUAUAAAAACUUAAAUAUGAAUAAUAAAAAUGAUCCAGGAGUGGAAUUAUUAAGUAAAGAUCGCAAUAUCAAUUUUGUAACAAAUUUAGAGAAUAAUGAUAAUAGUUUAUUUGAUAAUAAAAAUACAAGAGAAGAAAAUAAUAUUUCUGAAUGUUUAAAAGAAUCUUUAAUUAUAAAGGCAAUUAGACCAGAUAAAUUGGAUAAAUGUUUUAACAAAAUUAUAAAUAUCAUUUUAGGGAAAGAUUUUUUAUGGCUACCUGAAUUGUCUACAAAUGAUUUUGAAAAGUAUGUGAAAGAAAAUACAAAUGGAAACACACCAAUUGUUCUAAUAAGUUCACCUGGCUUUGAUCCCAGUAAUAAAGUUCAGCAGCUAAGUGAAAAAUGCAGCAUGCUACUAUCUUCUAUUGCUAUGGGAUCUGAAGAAGGAUAUAUUUCAGCUGAAAAAAUUAUAUCAUCAGCCCAAAAAAACGGUGGAUGGGUUUUAUUAAAAAAUGUACAUUUAUCUCCUAAAUGGUUACAACAAUUAGAAAAAAAUAUUCAUAAAGCUACUACAAAUCCUAAUUUUCGUUUAUUUUUAACUAUGGAAAUAAAUCCUAAAGUUCCUCAAAAUUUAAUGCGUAUAUCAUUAACUUUUAUGUUUGAACCUCCAGUAGGCAUUAAAUCAUCAAUACUAAGAACUUUCUCUUUAUUUUUGGAAAAUCGUGAUCUAGGUGAUCCAAAAAUAGCGAGGUUACGAGUAUACUUUAUUGUUUCAUUUUUACAUGCAAUAAUUUUAGAAAGAAGAAGAUAUACUCCUAUUGGUUGGACAAAGAAAUAUGAAUUUAGCGAUUCGGAUUUAAUGUGUGCUUUAACUGUUGUCGAUAGCUGGAUAGAUAAGUCAGCAACUAAAAUAGGAAAUAAUUUCAGUGAGCAUAUAGAUCCUUCUAAUAUUCCUUGGGAUGCUAUAAAAAAAUUGUUAAAUGAAGCAGUAUACGGUGGUAGACUAGAUAAUAUUGUUGAUGCAAAAAUAUUAGAUACUUUUAUUGAUCAUUUGAUGAAUCCUAAUUCAUUCGAAGCUGACUUUAAAUUAAAUAUUUGUAAUGGUUCGUCUAACAAAGAUUUUUUAACAUCUCCAGAUUUAUUCAGAAAUUUAAACGAUUAUAUAAAAUGGACAAACAAUAUGAGUAGUACUGAUUCACCUGCAUGGUUAGGUUUGGGGCAACAAGCAGAGGGAUUACUAACAACAAGAUCUAAUUUGAGUAUCAUAAGCAAAUGGAAUAUAUUAUAUAGUAAAAGUUGCUCUGAUAUUUAUGAGCCUUUACCACAUACUCCCUUGACGAAAUCAAUAGAUGAAGAAAAUAACAUAAGUAUGGAAUUACACAUAAAAGCAAAAAAAAAAAAGAACAAAGAAAAUGAAGAGGACGAGUUAUCUUCCGAUGAAAUUGAAGAGACAGAAAGUGAAUUAUCAGAAUACUCAAGUAUAAGUAGAUCUAUACACAUUCAUUCACAGAAUGAAAAUAUUUUAUUAAUUAAUCAAAUAUUGGAGUGUUUGCCAGAAUGUAUACCUGAUCUACAAAAAAGUGAAGAAAAUAUGAGUAAUGCUGUUUUCAGAUGUUUUGAGAGAGAAAAUAAUUUAUUCAAUAAGUUAUUGAAAGUAAUAAAAUUAAAUUUAAAUCAAUUAAAAAAUGUUUUACAGGAAAAAUUAAAAUAUACGAAUAAAUUAAGGGCAUUAGCUAAAGAUUUAAGUUCAUUUAAUGUUCCAUCAAGCUGGCUAUUUGAUGGAGUAACAACGAAUUUGAAUUUAACAAAUUGGAUAAAAGAUCUAAUUAACCGUUUAUAUCAGAUAAUAGCAAUAACGAUAGAGAUUAAUGGGAAAAAAUGCAUUAAUACAUUAGAUAUAAAUAUUCUUCAAGAAAAAGGCAUGGAUAUGAGCAAGAAGAAUAAUGACAUAAAUCUAGAGUCGUUUCGUAGGAAAAAUAAUGAUGCUAUAUCAUCUCAUUUCAAAUUAGAUAAAAAAUUAUCAAUUAAUUUUAUUUGGUUGGGGGGUCUAUUUUACCCAAGAGCAUUUAUUACAGCAACUAGGCAAUUAGCUGCUUUUAAAUUUAAAAGUUCUUUAGAUGACUUAGAUUUAUCAGUAAUAAUUGGAAAUAAAACUAACAUAGAAUUAGAUAGUAUGAUUCAUUUUACCAUAACAUGCUUAUCAAUAGAGGGUGCUGAGUGGAAUGAUAAAGACAAUUGUUUAGUUUUAAGUGAUGAAUUAAUUAUUGAUCUACCUCCUGUUACGUUAACUUGGGAAAGGACAGAAUCUCUAGUUAAAAAAGUAAAGGAAAGUUCAAAUUUAAGUUUUAUGAAUUUACCAAUUUAUUUAGAUAAAUCAAGAAACUCAUUUAUUGGUUUUUGGAAGUUUCCUGUAUCAAAAGGGUUUUCUGAACAAAAUUGGUAUCAAAGAGGAGUUGCCAUAUUUUUAUCUAAAACUUACUAA
Messenger RNA from Plasmodium relictum, 14730 nucleotides. RefSeq names its product dynein heavy chain, putative. The transcript is spliced from 2 exons. Bases 1 to 14730 code for a protein of 4909 amino acids. Gene Ontology annotation, biological process: nuclear migration; cytoplasmic microtubule organization; minus-end-directed vesicle transport along microtubule. Gene Ontology annotation, cellular component: cell cortex; cytoplasmic dynein complex; cytoplasmic microtubule. Gene Ontology annotation, molecular function: minus-end-directed microtubule motor activity; ATP hydrolysis activity; ATP binding. Lineage: Eukaryota; Apicomplexa; Aconoidasida; Haemosporida; Plasmodiidae. The record is from RefSeq and is a predicted model, not a curated record.